GGUUUGGUCUUCCUGUUGUGUUGUGUAGGUUUCUAAAACUAUACUAAGCUCUUCUUUCAAGAAAUUUCUCGGUAUAUAUUUCCUUGGUUUCCAUUUCGUUUCAGAUUAUAUCUAUUCUAACCUUACUGUCACAGAUUCACAGCUUUGCUUUUUUUCCCCCAGAGGUUUUUAGGUUUAGUAAAAGAGAAAGGGGUGUGGUGGUGAUUGGAGAGGGGGAAAAUUAGCACAAGAACAGAGAAAAUUUGGUGUUGGAAAGUUUGUUCUUUUUUUUUCAAAGGGGGUUUGGGGGGCGGGUUUUGGCCAAGUGAUGCGCUCAGGAGCCUGUACGGUUCAGCAGACCCUCACGGCGGAGGCUGCUUCACUAUUGAAGUAUUCUCUCGGCUUAGCGAGGCGGAGAGGCCAUGGUCAGGUCACUCCGCUUCACGUUGCCGCCACUUUGCUAAGCUCAAGAGGAAGUCUUUUGAGAAGCGCUUGUCUCAAGUCUCGGUCACAUGAUCACCACCAGGCUUCUUCACAUCCUCUUCAGUGUCGAGCUCUCGAGCUUUGCUUCAAUGUGGCUCUCAACCGCCUACCGACGACUACGGGACCGAUCCUUCAUGGUCAACCAUCGCUCUCGAACGCUCUCGUCGCGGCACUCAAACGAGCACAAGCUCACCAGAGAAGGGGUUGCAUCGAGCAACAGCAACAACAACCGAUACUCACCAUCAAAGUCGAGCUAGAACAGCUUAUCAUAUCCAUUCUCGAUGACCCUAGCGUUAGUAGGGUUAUGCGAGAAGCUGGCUUCUCCAGCACUGCCGUUAAGAACAACAUCGAGGAUUCAUCACCUUCAUCGGUCUUCCAGUGUUACAGCACUUUCUGGCAAACCCCAUUUUUCUUUUCCCCUCAAAAGAAAGUCUCGAACAACGAAGUAGCCGAUUCGGCGUCUUUGAAAGAAGACAUCGAAUCAGUCUUCCAGGUUUUUCUUAGGAAAAGAAGGAGAAAUAGUGUCAUAGUCGGCGACCGUGUUUCCACAACUGAGAGUCUCGUCUCUGAGCUGACGUCCAGGAUAGAUAGAGGAUACGUCCCUGAAGAAAUGAAACGUGUUCAUUUCAUCAAAUUUUACUUUUCGCCUAUGUCUUUGAGAUUCAUGAUAAAAGAGGAUGUUGAAAAGCAUGUCAAUGACUUAAAAAGGCGAGUGGAUUCCAUUGCAUCAGAAGGUGCCAUUAUCUACACAGGAGACUUGAAAUGGACUGUGGAAGAGAAUCUCAAUGGAGGAGAAACAACUGAUUAUAGUGCAGUUGAACAUCUUGUGACUGAAAUAGGAAGGUUGAUCUCCGACUACAACUCGUCCAACCCAAAGGUCUGGUUAGUAGCCACUGCUAGUUACCAGACGUACCUGAGGUGCCAAAUGAGACAACCUCCUCUUGAAGCUCAAUGGGCACUUCAAGCUGUUUCAGUUCCUUCUGGUGGACUCCGUUUGAGCCUCCAAACCUCCAGUGCCCAUGAUUCAAGAAAGCUAUGUAGUGAGAACCCUUCACAAGGACUGGAGAAGAAGCCAUUUGAGCAUGAGAAGCUCACUUGCUGUGCUGAAUGCAGUUCUAAUUACGAGAAAGAUGUAGAGUCUUUCAAGUCUGGCCAGCAGAAGCUCUUGCCUCCAUGGCUGCAUGGUAACAAUGCCAGGCAAAAGGAUGAAACGGUUGAACUCAGGAGAAAGUGGAACACACUAUGCCGCAGUUUACAUCAAGAUAGGCCGAAUCAGAGCCAUUUGAGAUCCACCUUUUACUACAAUAACAACAACCAAAGCUUGGGUGGAAAAGGCUAUCCUUUUGCUUCAUCAUACCCUUGGUGGCCUUGUCAAAGCAGUACCUUGUUCGAUUCGACUUCGAUCUCUUUCGCGGAUUCCGUGCCUAGAUUCCGAAGGCAAAACUCGAGCAUUGUGGAGCUCGAUUUCGGCAACGCUACUCACAAGCACCAAUCAAGUGAACCGAACUUGGUUUCACUUAAGAAGGGUGAGGAUAAAGAGGUGAAAGUCACACUCGCUCUCGGUACUUCGCUAGGGAAACCAGCAAAAGAGAAUAGCAGUGGAUUGUGUGAUUUGUUACAACGUAACCUGCCAUGGCAAUCUGAGAUUAUUCCUCCAAUAGCUGAUGCGCUGACAGAUUUCGAAAAAGAUACUUGGUUAUUGAUGGAGGGGAAUGAUGUGAUCGGCAAAAGAAGAUUAGCACGUGCAGUUGCAGAACAUGUUUUGGGAUCACCCGAUUUGCUCCUGCACAUGGACUUGAGACACGACAAGGUAAGUUCAUGUCAUAAAAAACUCGUGAGCGCAUUUAGUAGCAGCAAUGAAAAGCUUGUGGUUAUGGUGGAAAACUUUGAUUCGGCCGAAAACCAGUUCCUGAAACUGCUAGCGGAUAGAUUCGAAAACGAGGGAGGCACUAGUAGCCGAGCAAUAUACAUUUUAACCAAAUCGAUCUCUGCGAGAUAUGAAGAUGGGAACAAGAACCAUGACUCAGUGAUCCAAAUGAAGCUCAAUGUCAACGAAAGAAGUAAUAACAAGAGAAAACUCGAGUGGGGUGAUUCAAACACGACCAAAACACCAAGAACACAACCGAGUUUCCAUGUUCUUGAUCUGAACAUGAAAGCUGAUGAUGAAACUAACGAAAGCUGUGGGGAAUUCAGUCCCAUGUCGAGUGACGUAACAGCGGAGCCGAAUGUCCAAAUUCGGUUCAUAGGAUCCAUCAAAAACCACUACGUAUUCAACACAACUGAAGAUCAACACAAGGAAAUAAAAGAGGCUUUCAUGGACAAGAUGAAAAGAGUGGUGAACAAGACUCUUGGGGGUGAGAAUGGAGUUAGUUUUAGUGUUGAAGAUAGGGUAUUGGAGGGGGUUUUAUUCGGUUCAAGUUAUUUUGGGGACAGCCUUUUUGAGAAGUGGCUAAAAGACAUUUUUCAAACAAGCUUGCAAACUGUGAAAAAUGGAGGGGGAGAGGGGGGUAUAGAUGAAAUUAGAUUAAGUUAUGGGGGUAUACUGGGGAAUGGAUACAUGGGGACCUGUCUACCCGACGAAAUCCAAGUUUGUUUCGGGGUUUAAUUUGGGGGUUUUCUUAUGUAAAAUUCCUGACAAUACCGAAAAUGACCAUAAUUAUCGGUUUGUGUAACUGCUUAAUUCCAUAGGAUGUAUGUGUUCUGUAAUAUUUUCUUUGUUUUUAUUAAUUUCAU
This is a messenger RNA of Hibiscus syriacus, 3195 nucleotides long. RefSeq names its product protein SMAX1-LIKE 4-like. The transcript has 4 exons. Bases 308 to 3067 code for a protein of 919 amino acids. The record is from RefSeq and is a predicted model, not a curated record. Lineage: Eukaryota; Viridiplantae; Streptophyta; Magnoliopsida; Malvales; Malvaceae.